Messenger RNA from Alexandromys fortis (reed vole), 2706 nucleotides. It is a transcript of the gene Dffa, whose product is annotated as DNA fragmentation factor subunit alpha. The record is from RefSeq and is a predicted model, not a curated record. Gene Ontology annotation, cellular component: chromatin. Gene Ontology annotation, biological process: negative regulation of execution phase of apoptosis; apoptotic process. Lineage: Eukaryota; Metazoa; Chordata; Mammalia; Rodentia; Cricetidae.
AUGGAAUACGCUGUGCGUUCUUCCUCUUUUCCCUUCUCUCCCUUCACUGUUGCGCAUGCUCUUGCGUCCUCCUUUCGUCCCGAGAAGAAGAAGAACACUCCCCCCCCCCCAACACUGACCAAGACGAAAAGAUUCCAGAAACCACAGGACUCCAGUAGUGCCCUGAAACGCACGCGAUUAGCCAGCACUACAUCUCCCGGCGUGCCUUGCUCUCACGUCACUUGCUGUGGCGAGACCUGGAAAGCGGCUCCGGACCCGGACGACGUCCGGCCUCUCAAGCCGUGUCUGCUGCGCCGCAACAACCGCGAUCAGUAUGGCGUGGCGGCCUCCUGCCUCGAGGAGCUGUGGCGCAAAGCUUGCGAAGUACUGGCCAUUGGUGAGUCCCUGACACCAGUCACCCUGGUCCUGGCAGAGGACAAUUCGAUAGUGGACGAUGACGACUGCUCCCUUUGUCUCCCUUGCAAUACCAAGUUUGUGGCAUUGGCCUGUCAUGAGGAGCGGGCGUAUAACAAUUCGGAUGGAGGAACAGCCUGGGUUUCCCAAAAGUCCUUUGAUGCCCAUGAGACAGACAGCGGAGCCGGGGUGAAGUGGAAGAACAUGGCUAGGAUGCUGAAAAAGGAACUGGACAACAUCAUCCUGCUCUCAGAAGAGGAGCUCCAAGUGAGUCCCCUCCACAGCCCACAACGCUCCCUAGCCUCUGCUGUCCUGGUAUCUUAGGUUCUGUGCCCCCAUCUCUCCUGCUGUAGUAAUUCCAUUGUUUUUUUGGCUGGGGGGGGGUGGUUCAAGACAGGGUUUCUUUAUGUAACAGCCUUAACUGUCCUGGAACUCACUCUGUAGACCAAGCUGGCCUCGAACUCACAGAGAUCCACCUGCCUCUGCCUCCCGAGUGCUGGGAUUAAAGGCGUGCACCACCAUCGCCCGGCUAUUAACUAGCUCUUACAAUUUAAAUUAACCCAUUUCUUUUGUUGUAUAUUUUACCAUGAGGCGUGUGGCUCGUUACCUCACAUCUUGCUUCUCUGGCAACUGCUGGCAUCUUCCUCACUCUGCCUUCUUUCUUCCUGACCCUCUGCUUGGAUUUCCCGCCUGGUUAUAUUCUGUCUUGCCAUAGGUCAAAGCAGCUUCCUUUGUUAAUCAAUGGUAAUAAAACAUAUUCACAGCAUACAGAGGGGCACCCCAACCAAUAAAUACAUUCACAUAGUUCAAAAUCCAAGAGGUAUAAAAAAAUAAGUUGACGUGGUGGUGCACACCUUUAAUCCCAACACUCAGGAGGCAGAGGCAGAAGGAGCUCAAGGCCAGCCUGGUCCACAUAGUUCCAGGACAGCCAGAGCUACAGAAUGAGACCCUGCCUUGAAAAAAAAAGUAAUAAAAAGAUAAUGUCCUCGGUAAGGGAAACAGAGGUGUUCAUCCACUGCUGACCAGGUCAGCAGAGUGUGGUGUGUCCAUAAAAAGGCUGGGCUCGGGCUGGAGAAAUGGCUCAGUGGUUAAGAGCACUGCCUGCUCUUCCAAAGGUCCUGAGUUCAAUUCCCAGCAACCACAUGGUGGCUCACAACCAUCUGUAAUGAGAUCUGAUGCCCUCUUCUGGCCUGCAGGCAUACAUGCAGACAGAAUAUUGUAUACAUAAUAAAUAAAUAAAUAAAUAAAUAAAUAAAUAAAUAAAUAUUUAAAAAAAAAAAAAAGGCUGGGCUCUCAGGGAUGAGGAGACAGCAAGAACAAAGAUGAGUCAAAAAUCCCUACGUACUGCACAGCCAGUACAGAAGUGGCACAGGAGGCAAACAUAAGGCUGGGGGUGAUGAUCAGCCCUUGGCACAUCAUCAGCACCAUGGGGCGAGCAGGCAGUCUGUGGGGUCCGUCCUGUGCUGACUGCCUAGACGGAGUCCCUUGGGGUGGGUAUUCUUCACUCUUUGUUCUUGUUCCUGUGCACCGAGUGCCUCCCAAUUCUAGGUAGAAGGAAAGGGAAAUGAUAGCCACUCGAGCCUCGUUCAGCCUCCUGUCGGGCUUGAGCGAUCGUGUGCUCUGAAAGGUGCAUUGCCGUGCAUUCGAGGCCAGUCUGGGCCACAGUCCCGGACCCUGUCUCUAAAGAGAAGAGGAAAAAGCGGGCACGCACCGCACAGGCAAGGGUCCCAGAAGCUGUGGGCUCAGUGGUUCUUAUUCUCGCUGCAGCUGGUCUCCAAGGAGGACCCCAGAACCCUGGCUGUUGCCUUGAGCGGGGUCAUAAAGAAAGAGACAGUCUAGUGGGCCUGCAGCAAGUGCAGAGGUUGCAUUCCCUUAGGAAUGUCUCGGUGAGGGAGGGAUCCACUGCCUGAGGAACAGCAGAGCCCCAAAUGCGCCAGACAAGACCCCAAGUAGCUCCACCGGAAGCACACUUUGCUGAGGAAGCCCUUGGUUUUGUUAGCAGUGAAGAACCUCCCUUCCCACUGUACUGCCUCUGCGCCGCUCUACCUCCUGCCUUCCAGGAUGCUGUUGUAGCUGAGGUGGCUACGCCCUCCAGAAAGGCCGCUCUGUGUCCUUCUAUGUAGGGGAAGCCCCCCAGCCAAUCACCUCGCUUGUAGGGCGAGGUCCCCUGAGGAUAUUUCUUACUAAUAAAUAUUCCUGGUGUGUUCCUGCCUUCCCUUCUGCUUUCCUGUUCUCUGCGGGAACCUCUUAUUAUUUCAUUAUUAAAUAUUAUUAAAUAUCUUUUAAUUAUUAAAGCCUAAUAUUAUAUUAUAA